This is a messenger RNA of Penicillium chermesinum, 930 nucleotides long. Its product is annotated as mitochondrial 54S ribosomal protein uL15m. Gene Ontology annotation, biological process: translation. The coding region runs from base 1 to 930 and encodes 309 amino acids. Gene Ontology annotation, molecular function: structural constituent of ribosome. The transcript has 2 exons. Gene Ontology annotation, cellular component: mitochondrial large ribosomal subunit. Lineage: Eukaryota; Fungi; Ascomycota; Eurotiomycetes; Eurotiales; Aspergillaceae. The record is from RefSeq and is a predicted model, not a curated record.
AUGACGCCUCGACUCAUGGGGCUGCCCCAGCAGCUUCAGCAAUAUGUGGUGCGACCAUUGCAGCACACUUCGCCGCUGGCUUUUUUGAACCCACAACUCCAGCAAACUCGCAAUGCCUCGAUCCUCUCUUCGCUCAGCAACUCCGACGCCUACAACAAACGUAUCCGCCGUGGUCGAGGUCCAGCCUCAGGCAAGGGUAAAACCUCCGGACGCGGUCACAAGGGUCAAAACCAGCACGGAAAAGUCCCUGCCGGGUUCACGGGUGGUCAGACCCCCGAUAUCAUCGUCCAUGGUGAACGGGGCUUUAACAACUUCCUGGCCCCUGACAUGGCACCCGUCAACCUCUCCCGAAUCCAAGACUGGAUCGACCAAAAACGCCUCGACCCCUCCAAACCCAUCACAGUGCGCGAGCUAGCCAAAUCAAACUGCAUCCACCACUACAAAGACGGUGUCAAGGUGCUCGGCGACGGCGCUUCCGCCCUCAAACAGCCGAUUCACCUCGUAGUGUCACGCGCCUCUGCCUCCGCCAUCUCCGCCAUCGAGGCCGUCGGCGGAACAGUCACAACACGCUUCUACACCCGCGCGGCCCUCCGACACAUCGUUGCAAAGGAGACCCACCCCUUCAUCUCCAUGCAAUGGUCUGUGGACAGCGGCCCCAAGGCGCUGUUGGAAGCUGCUGGCAUCGAGCCGACGCCGGACGGCGUGCUCGAAUCGACUAUCAUGAAGGAGAAGGGCCUUCGGUAUCGUCUGCCGGACCCUACGAGCCGUCGCGAUAUCGAGUACUACCGUGACCCGGCGCACAGAGGGUAUCUGAGCCAUCUGCUCAAGCCUUCCGAGGGACCUAGUCUGUUCUUCCGGGCUCCUGAGGAGCGCAAGAGUGCGGCUGGUGUUAAGAAGGAGAAGGUCUUGCCGGAGAACAGACUUUGGUAG